Terrapene triunguis (Three-toed box turtle) is the source of this 257-nucleotide messenger RNA. RefSeq names its product dnaJ homolog subfamily B member 2. Gene Ontology annotation, cellular component: cytosol; endoplasmic reticulum membrane. NCBI's taxonomy places the organism in Eukaryota, Metazoa, Chordata, Testudines, Emydidae. Gene Ontology annotation, biological process: protein refolding; positive regulation of proteasomal ubiquitin-dependent protein catabolic process. The annotation marks the transcript as partial. The transcript has 3 exons. Gene Ontology annotation, molecular function: Hsp70 protein binding; ATPase activator activity. The record is from RefSeq and is a predicted model, not a curated record.
AUGCUGCCGUUCUCAGAGCUGCGGGGAACUGGCCUCCGACGCCCCGGACCAGGCUCCUUCUUCUCCUCUUUCCCGGCAUCCUCAGAUUUCUUCUCCUCGUCCUUCAGCCCCGGCACCGACCCCGGAAUCGGCUUCCGCUCGGUUUCCACCUCCACCACCUUCGUCAACGGCAAACGCAUCACCACGAAGAGGAUUGUGGAGAAUGGGCAGGAGCGGGUGGAGGUGGAAGAGGACGGGGAGCUGAAAUCGAUCCAUGU